This is a messenger RNA of Dama dama (fallow deer), 2453 nucleotides long. It is a transcript of the gene HSD11B1L, whose product is annotated as hydroxysteroid 11-beta dehydrogenase 1 like. NCBI's taxonomy places the organism in Eukaryota, Metazoa, Chordata, Mammalia, Artiodactyla, Cervidae. The coding region runs from base 962 to 1876 and encodes 304 amino acids. Gene Ontology annotation, cellular component: intracellular membrane-bounded organelle. The record is from RefSeq and is a predicted model, not a curated record. The transcript is spliced from 8 exons. Gene Ontology annotation, molecular function: oxidoreductase activity.
GGGCUGCUGUGAUCAGGACCGGGUUGAGGAGAAGGUUGGGCUGAGGGGCUUCAAGGCUUUCUCUGGAAAUGGGGAGAGGUGGGAGAGCGUUCUUUGCUGAGGGGAUACUGGCGUAACUGGGUUAAGGCGAGGAGUUCAUUUCUCUGAGAAUUGGUAGAUUUAUGGAUGGGAAGUGGGGGAGAUAAGGAUGGACAGGGAGGCAGGGGCCAGACCUGUUGGGUCUCCAUUCGGGGAAGUGGUGAAUCCUGGAAGGGUUUGGAGCAGCAGGAAACAUGCCAAUUUUUUUUGGACAGAGAUCCCUAUGGCCUCUAAUCUUUGCCCCGUGCAGUUCAGAGGAUAGAAACCCCAAGAUGGAAUGGGCCUGUGCCCUUUUCAUGGGGAAACCCAUGACCAUGUGAACUUUAAUUAGCUGGCUUUUCUCUCUUAUGCCUUCUCCCUGAGAUACAAGUAAAUCAACUCCCACAGCUGAAGUCACAUCUUGACCCUGAUGACAUGGACACCUCCAUCUCCAAGUUAGUCCUGAGUGUCCAAUUCCUUCUGGGUGUCUCCAGAUAGAGUUGUCUUUCUGGGCUCCCCCAUUUCUCACCUCCCACAUUCCUCAUAUCGCUCUGGAUCAGUCUAUCUAUUGAGCACCUGCUACAAGUCUGGUGGUUUGGGGCACUGAAGAUCCAAAAGUAAGCAAAACAGGGACUUCCCUAGUGGUAUAGGGUUUAAGACUCUGCGCUUCCACUUCAGGGGGCUUGGAUUCUAUCCCUGGUCGGGGAGCUAAGAUCCCACAUGCUGCAUGAAGCAUGGCCAAAACAUUAAAAAAAAAAAAAAAAAAAAAGUGAGCAAAACAGAAGCAGGUUUCUUUUUCCUUUCCGCCCUCAUGGAAGUGAGUCUAAGGGGAGAGAAGGAGCCUGGACAGGUAAUAAAUCAUCAAGAUCAUUCCAGGGGAUGACAAGUGCUGAGAAGGAGAUGAAUGUUCCACAGGCCUGUGUGGGCUGCCCCCUCUCCCACUGCAGACCCAGGGAGGGCCAUGAAGGUCCUGCUUCUCACGGGGCUGGGAGCCCUGUUCUUUGCCUAUUACUGGGAUGACAACUUUGACCCAGCCAGCCUCCAGGGAGCCCGUGUGCUACUGACCGGAGUCAGUGCCGGCGUAGGGGAAGAGCUGGCAUAUCACUACACGCGCCUGGGCUCCCACCUAGUGCUCACUGCCCACACCGAAGCUUUCCUGCAGCAGGUGGUAGGGAACUGCCGGAAGCUGGGCGCUCCCAAGGUCUUCUACAUCGCUGCGGACAUGGCCUCUCAGACAGAGCGCGUGGUGCAGUUUGCGCUGGACAAGCUGGGAGGGCUGGACUACCUGGUGCUGAACCACCUCGGCGCUGCCCCAGCAGGCACGCGGGUCCGCAGCUCCCUGUCGACACGCUGGCUCAUGCAGGUGAACUUCCUAAGUUACGUGCAGUUGACGUCUUCGGCGCUGCCAAGCCUGACUGACAGCAAGGGCUCCCUGGUGGUGGUGUCCUCAUUGCUCGGCCGGGUGCCCACUUCCUUCUCCAGCCCCUACUCGGCAGCCAAGUUCGCACUGGACAGCUUCUUCAGUUCUCUCCGGCGGGAGUUGGACGUGCAGGAAGUGAAUGUGGCCAUUACCAUGUGCGUUCUGGGUCUCCGAGACCGUGCCUCAGCCGCCGAGGGAGUCAGGGGCAUCACGAGGGUCAAGGCGGCUCAAGGGCCCAAGGCAGCCCUGGCCGUGAUCCGCGGAGGCGCCACGCGUGCCUCCGGCGUCUUCUACCCGUGGCGCUUCCACCUGCUCUGCCUGCUCCGCAGCUGGAUGCCACACUCGAGGGCCUGGUUCGUCCGCCAGGAGCUCAACAUAACGACUCCCCCUGCUGCCUGAGCCGCUGGGCUUGAGGCCCCUUCGUCUUCCCAGAAGAUGACCCUCCAGCCAACCGUCCUGGAGCCGGGACACACACUGAAGACACUUCCGAGCAGGUGGUCAAGGACCAAGAGAAAGUCAGCAAGACACAAAAGUAAACCCGAGAAAAACUACCAGCACUUGAAAACAAGCAGAAUUCGGAGUGUACCAGGCAUCUUGUCAGGAAGUCGGAAGUAAAUUACCUCCGUCGUCUUAGCUGUUACUGAUGAUAUGAGAGCUGCUUCCAUUUUGCAGAUGAACAAACUGAGGCUCAGAGAGGCGAUGUGACUUGCCCCAGAGCCCCGGCCACAUCCAACAGGUCAUACCACCACUGAGCCACCCUUGGAGCCCUCUCUAUCUGUGACCUGAAACCACUGCCUCCCGCUUUGUUCCUUCCACUCAGUCAGCCUCGGAGCAUCCUCCAACCCUUUCCCCAAGCAAGGGAGACCUCAAAGCUCUCGAGUUGCUCUUGGGGUCUGAGGAGAGGGAGGAGGAAAAGAACAUGUUCUAGGCUAGGUCCAACCUCCCAUUUGAUAAUAAAAACCCUUCUUCCCUUGCA